Molecule: messenger RNA, 1341 nt
Organism: Lagenorhynchus albirostris (white-beaked dolphin)
Lineage: Eukaryota; Metazoa; Chordata; Mammalia; Artiodactyla; Delphinidae
Gene: ZNF525
Product: zinc finger protein 525
Exons: 2
Coding region: 33-1199 (388 amino acids)
Biological process (GO): negative regulation of transcription by RNA polymerase II
Molecular function (GO): DNA-binding transcription repressor activity, RNA polymerase II-specific
Source: RefSeq, a predicted model, not a curated record
AUGAUUUUGAUUUCAGUGAAGUCCAGCAAAAUAUGCACAAGUUUGCGAAUCAGUGGGAAUAUGAAGAAAAAAGUUACAAAGGAGUGACUACAACCUCUUGCAAAAAUCUCACUGGUAGUAGAGAUCAACAACAUCAUAAAUCCUGGAAUAAUUUUCCUUUAAAGCAGAAUGUUUCUGUAAGAAGUAUGUCUCAAUAUUACAAGUAUUACAAGUCAUAUAUGAGGAAUAAGGAACUAAAAAGUAAGGUAGGCUGUUCAGGAAACAAGUGUUUGAAAUGUUUGGAAACUAGGCUUGGAUUAAGCCUUCAUUCACAUUUGGCUGAACUGCAGAUUUUUCAAACUGAGGAGAAGAUUUACGAAUGUAAUCACGUUGAGAAGUCUAUCAAAAACUGUUCCUCAGUUUCACCACUUCAAAUAAUUCCUGCUAGUGUCAAAACCAACAUUUGUAAUAAAAAUGGGAAGGUUUUAAUGCAUCCUUCAUUGCUUACACAACACCAGAAAACACGUAUUAGAGAAAAGCCCUACAAAUGUAAUGACUGUGGGAAGGCUUUUAGCCAUUGCUCAGUCUUAGCUAAUCAUCAAAGAAUUCAUUCUGAACAGAGACCGUACAAAUGUAGUGAGUGUGGCAAAACCUUUAACAGACUCUCAAACCUCACAAGGCAUCAGAGAAUUCAUACUGGGGAGAAACCAUAUAAAUGUAACGUAUGUGGUAAGGACUUUAUGAUACGUUCACACCUUUGGGGUCAUGAGCGAGUUCAUACUGGAGAGAAACCUUACAGAUGUAAUGAGUGUGGCAAAGCGUUUUCUGAGCAUUCAAAUCUUGCUCAACAUAAGAGAAUCCAUACUGGAGAGAAACCUUAUAAAUGUCAGGAGUGUGGUAAGGAUUUCACCACACGUUCACACCUUUGGGGCCAUGAGAGAAUCCAUACUGGAGAGAAACCUUACAAAUGUCAUGAGUGUGGCAAAGCCUUCACUGGGAGCUCAAACCUUACUCAACAUAAGAAAGUUCAUACUGGAGAGAAACCAUAUAAAUGUCAUGUAUGUGGCAAGGCCUUCAGUCAGAAUUCAAGCCUUACAGUUCAUCAGAGAAUCCAUACUGGGGAGAAGCCUUACAAGUGUCACGAGUGUGGCAAAGCCUUUAAGCAGUACUCAAGUCUCAACAGACACCAGAAUAUACAUGGAGUGAAGAUACAGAUGUAAAGUGUGUGGUGAAGGUUAGGGUCCACAGAUUUGAUGGUCAGGUUGCCUGUAGCCAACUCCUUCGUCUUCAUCUUUACAGGAAUCUCCAGGACAGUGAUGGCUUUUGGGCAGAAACAGUUUCUCAGCGAUUUUGGUUGCAAAU